Paramacrobiotus metropolitanus is the source of this 1369-nucleotide messenger RNA. RefSeq names its product rho GTPase-activating protein gacU-like. The record is from RefSeq and is a predicted model, not a curated record. NCBI's taxonomy places the organism in Eukaryota, Metazoa, Tardigrada, Eutardigrada, Parachela, Macrobiotidae. The coding region runs from base 202 to 1179 and encodes 325 amino acids. The transcript is spliced from 4 exons.
GGACGUUUUCUAUUUCUGAUAGUUCUUAGUCGGGCGCGCAGUAUUACCGGUUCGGCGACACUACACUUGGUCAGCUGGAUAGAUAGAGAGGUUACAACGUUUCGAUCCGGAAUCAGCGUCGGCCGUGCCAAAAUCGGCUAAGAAGGAGCUAAAUCAGCUGUCGACGCUACCAACGGUUAUCCGUGCACAUACAUUUUGAAAAUGGAUUACAGAAUAUUUUUCCUUUCUUCCUGUUUAUGCGUGGGAUUAGUGACCGGUUACAGUUCCAGUUCCUACGCAGGCGGAUCGCCCUCUUCGAACUCUAGUAUGAGUAGUAAUUAUGGCAGCUCCUCGAGUGGAUCGUAUGGUGGCGGUAGCAGUUAUGGUGGCGGCGGCGGAUACGGAGGUGGUAGUUCGGUGAACAUUCGGGUGCACGCCGAGCCCAUUGAUAUCGGAUUACCUACCCUAGACGUGCCUCGUCUGGAAGUUCCGGCUUUCGAUAUGCCUAGACUAGAGAUUCCUUCCAUCGAGGUGCCGACACUUUCCCUUGAUAUCCCGAAAAUUGAUGUUCCCACUCUGGAUGUUCCUCACAUUGAUAUGCCCGUGUUUGACAUGCCCAAAGUUGAUAUCCCAGCUUUCGAAAUGCCCACGCUAGAGAUGCCGCAGGCGCCUGGUAUGGAUCUCGACCUGACGUAUCCGGUGUUGAACGUUGUCCGCGAACAGAACAACUACGGAAAUGGUUACAGUAACGGUGGCAGCUACAGCAACAACAACAACGGAGGUAACGGUUACAGCAGCGGCACAUCCAGCGGCAGCAACUACAACAGCGGUACCACCGGAUCCACCAACAGCAGCAACAGCAACUACAACAACACCAGCAACCGCAUGUCCAGUGCCGGCGCCAAGGUAGCCAACAGCAACACGAAAUCCAGCAUGAUGGCGGCGCCCAGUGAGAAGAAGACGGUCAGCGCACAAAUGGACGUCAGCGGUAAGAAAGACGCUAAAGUGGCCGCCAGUAUUCCCAAUGCCGGGGUGCCGGCUGUGAAGGCGACGACAGCGGCGCCGGAUGAUGAGGGCGAUGAUCAGGGUGAUGAUCAGGGAGAUGAUCAGGCGGAGAAUGAAAAGGAUUCCGCUCCAGCGAUUAAAGUUAGCUCGAGCGAAAAAUUAUUAAAAGGAUUAGGCAAAAAGUCCAGGAGGUGAAGUGAACGGGAUGUGACAUCAAUCAUGCGGAUACCCGGAUGACCUUUGGAGACUGCUCAGUUUUUUUGUAUUAUGCGUGAAAAGCGUUUGGGGUGUAAGUGCACUACUGAUUUCAUGAUCAUGACUUUGUUAAUACUUAUCUUUCAUGACGGUUGUAUAUACGUGUACAGAAAAAAUAAAUCCAUAUACA